Molecule: messenger RNA, 563 nt
Organism: Lingula anatina
Lineage: Eukaryota; Metazoa; Brachiopoda; Lingulata; Lingulida; Lingulidae
Biological process (GO): immune response; T cell costimulation; positive regulation of T cell proliferation
Cellular component (GO): external side of plasma membrane
Source: RefSeq, a predicted model, not a curated record
CAACACAGAGGAAGAAGAUGAAGACGUGGUGUCUUUAUGUGCUGAUCUGUGUAGCUCCAUAUACAACUAAAGGGUUAGAAGUAACAUUAGCUGGUUUGCCUGCCAAUGGGUACGUCAUGAAUCCUGAGGGCGGCAACCCACAACCACUAAACCUUGUGUGCAGUUACACAGUGGAUCCCGGAGAGACGGCGUCGUAUGUGGGUUUUUUCAGAGAUGGAACUGACACAGCAAACCAAAUAGUAGCUAUACAGGUAUCUGAUGGAACUCCCAGGAAAUUCAACAGCUAUACCUAUAGAGCUGAUGUGACGGCUUCAGGCUCUGAUCCUUCAUUCACGUUAACAAUCGGUGGAGUCACCAUGGCAGAUGAGGGGAGCUAUAGAUGUCGUGUUAACACUGAAUUCAAUGUAGCCACCGUGACAACUGACGAGCAAAUCCUUAGUUUACUCUAUCGACCAAACCCACCCCAGAUUACACGAGGACCUGAAGUCGCUACAGGCACCUACCGGGUAUCUUGUUCCUCUGAUGGCGGCAGACCAGCACCCGAGAUAAAAUGGUCAAGAUGA